Adineta ricciae is the source of this 2244-nucleotide messenger RNA. Lineage: Eukaryota; Metazoa; Rotifera; Eurotatoria; Adinetida; Adinetidae. The record is from the annotation of a GenBank genome assembly.
AUGACAUCGUCGGACGAUGAAGAUCCUCAUAUUCAACUAGUUAAGUUACGUUCUGCUAAUAAGCAAGCUGCUGAAUAUGGUUUAGCGUUACUCAACGAGAAGAGUGUGCUCGAAGCGCAACACGAAGAGCUAGAAAAUGAACACAUUCAACUGAAGAUUGAAUUCGAACAAGUGAAAACUCAACUGAAAACAUUCCAAGCCAAUCAACGCGAAGAAACAUUGAAAGGUGAAUCGAAUGAAGAAAGUUUAUUAAAUGAAAAGCAAACGCGAGAAGAUUAUCUCUUGAAAGAAAUCACACACUAUGAACAUGAAUUACGUUUGUUAAAACAAGACAAUGAACGAUUGUGUACCGAGAACGAGAAGAUUCUUGUUAAAUCGCAAGAGUUAACCGAACAACUUCGAGCUUUCGAUGAUAUGAAAGUUAAACUGAAAUACGAAUUGAAGGAAAGCAAAGGACAAGAACAACGACUGAUCGAUGCCAAUGCCGAACUCGAAGAAGACAAUGUCACAUUACAACAACAAGUUCAAAGAUUACGCGAUAACUUAAUCGAUUACGAUGGAUUGAAAGUAGAAAAUAAACAAUUGCAAGAAAAUAUUGAUGAUCUAUAUCGUACGAUGAAAGAACUUGAAUCUUUGAAAUCAAUUGCUGAAUCUCAACUGAUAGAAUUGCAUAACAAUCUUCGCGAUGAACGCGAACAAAAACAUAUCUACAAACAACAAUUAGAUUAUCGCAUUCAACAAGAAUCUCUUCGUAAUUUAGAUUCACUACGUCUAACGCUCAAUAGUGCACAUACUGAUAAUGAUUAUUUGGCGAAUUGUGUUGACGAUGACAUUGAAGACGAUCAUCUUCCUUCCACGACGGAUAUGUUAAGUAAUGAACAACAAGAACAACAACCCGUUGGAAAUCUCUUCAGUGAAAUCCAUGGUAAUGAAAUACGCAAAUUAGAACUUGAAUGUUUACAAUUAUCUCAGAUAAAAUCGUCCCUAGACAAUGAACUACUCACAAUCAAUGAGAAAACCAAUAUACUUUCACAUAAGAUCCAACAUAUUAUCGAAAUGAUGUUUCCGAAUAAGCCUCUUUCGAAUUCUUCGAAUUCGGAGAAUACAACCAAUCUCCUCAAUACUUCACUAGAUUCCAUCGAACAAAUUGACUCAAUUAUCAACAAAAACUUACAUUUAUUCAAUGGCGAUCAGGAUCUAUUGAAGAAGAAGCUCGACGAACAAGAUAAUACAAUAUUUAAACUAAAACAAGAUCUCAAUGUAAUGCUGAAACAGUGUAAUGAUACCCAAACCAUAUUCAUGAAAACAAAUGAUAAUCUGAUAAACUUAAGUGAAGAAUUGGAUAGUAUUCAUGCAUAUAUGUUUACUUCGGUGGGUUUGAAUGUUCCGUUCAAUGAGAAACAACUGAAAAAAGCGCAAUUGACCAAUUCGAAUAACAAAAUCAUUGAUCCAACGAUGAAUGAAUCAGUUCUGAACGUUCUGCAAGAACAAAUUAAACAGAUGAAACAGUCAUUUGAGAAAAUUUUAGAUUCAAUCAAACAAAAAGAACAAUCGACAACAAAUGAAAUCAUUAUCAAUGACAAUGAGCUUUCCACAGACACAAACGAUCUGCAAGAACAAAUCAUCAAAUUACGUUCGUUGCUAACAACUAAACGUGAACAAAUCGGUACAUUACGUACAGUUCUAAAGAACAAUAAACAAACUGCGGAAGUUGCAUUAGCUAAUUUGAAAUCGAAAUAUGAAAAUGAAAAACUAAUUGUUACGGAAACAAUGCUCAAAUUACGUAAUGAAUUGAAAUCGCUGAAAGAAGACGCAGCUACAUUUGCGUCGUUACGCGCAAUGUUUGCUGCGCGUUGUGAUGAAUAUGUCACUCAAAUCGAUGAACUACAACGGCAAGUUCAUGCGGCUGAAGAAGAAAAGAAAACAUUGAACUCGCUGCUUCGUAUGGCGAUCGAACAAAAACUGGCCUUGACACAAAAACUUGAAGAUAUGGAAAUGGAUAAUGAACGAUCAAAUAAUCCAACAGCUGUCUCAAAGCGAACAAUGAACUCAAAUGCAUUAGCGUUCACCGCAGGCAUUCCACUUGGCCUAUUAACAGUUGGAUCAAAUAAUAACCAAUUUGACAAUCAGAAUAUUGUCAAUAAUAGCACUCUGCCCGAGAUACGACGCGGAAGAUUCAUACCACCACGUAUGAUGCAAGCCUUUGCAGCAAGUAAAAAUCAGCAAAUACAGAACAAACGAUAA